Molecule: messenger RNA, 741 nt
Organism: Syzygium oleosum
Lineage: Eukaryota; Viridiplantae; Streptophyta; Magnoliopsida; Myrtales; Myrtaceae
Product: 60S ribosomal protein L23
Exons: 4
Coding region: 115-537 (140 amino acids)
Biological process (GO): translation
Cellular component (GO): cytosolic large ribosomal subunit; ribosome
Molecular function (GO): large ribosomal subunit rRNA binding; structural constituent of ribosome
Source: RefSeq, a predicted model, not a curated record
CUUCGGUCUUCCCCGACUUCUCGCCGCUAUAUAUUGGAAGGCCGUGCGGCCUCCCCAAAACCCUAGUCUCAUCUCUGCUGGUGGUGGUGGUGGUUGGUUCUCCUGCCGACGAAAAUGUCGAAGCGAGGACGUGGAGGUUCUGCGGGUAACAAGUUCAGGAUGUCGCUGGGUCUGCCGGUGGCGGCCACGGUGAAUUGCGCGGACAACACCGGGGCCAAGAAUCUUUACAUCAUCUCGGUGAAGGGAAUCAAGGGUCGCUUGAACAGGUUGCCCUCCGCUUGCGUCGGGGACAUGGUGAUGGCCACCGUCAAGAAGGGGAAGCCCGAUCUCAGGAAGAAGGUUAUGCCCGCGGUCAUUGUCAGGCAACGCAAGCCGUGGCGCAGAAAGGACGGCGUCUACAUGUACUUCGAAGAUAAUGCCGGUGUCAUUGUGAAUCCGAAAGGAGAAAUGAAAGGUUCUGCCAUCACCGGUCCAAUUGGGAAAGAGUGUGCAGACCUGUGGCCGAGAAUUGCCAGCGCAGCCAAUGCGAUCGUCUGAACGUUGCAGUUUAUCUUUUGUUCAUGUUAUUUGUUUUCAUAUCGUGGUUUGAUGUUACCGGUGGAAGUAAACCUCAGAUUGCUUAGUUCGCAGAUAAAUUUUUACAUGUUGGAGGCUCACCUAUCCCCUUUUUUUUUGUUUUGAAGUGUUGUCAUGGUUUAGAAGAUUUAAAGUAUAUGCUUUCUAGACGUGGGUUCUUUUCUC